Molecule: messenger RNA, 2041 nt
Organism: Didymodactylos carnosus
Lineage: Eukaryota; Metazoa; Rotifera; Eurotatoria; Philodinida; Philodinidae
Source: the annotation of a GenBank genome assembly
UUUCUCUCACGGUACGCAACAGAAUUUGAUAAUAUAUAUACCACUAGAUAGAGGAAGUCUUCCUGUACAAACCUACAUAUAUCCGGUUCUGGGGUCAAAAAUUACCAUGAAAGUCAUAGUCGCCUUUUGAUUAUGUAACAAAUCAAAUUGAAUGAUAUUUUGUUUUUUUUUAGAUCUAAGUUUUCAAGAUAAUAUUCAUCGAACUUUUGAUAUAAUCCAUUAUUAUAUUAUAUUUGGUAUUUUAAUUAAAUUUAUAAUUUCAUACAAACAUCAGUCACCAUGUAAUUUAAUAUUGGCUCAUCAUACAUGUUGUACUUGGUUUUAUUUAUUAUCCAAAGAAUUACGACAACAAUUUGCUAGUUUUAUUUGUCGAACAAUGCCACAGUUUACCAUGAAUGAUGGAAUAGAUUUUCCUCAAAUUUCACGUCAAAAUCGAUCUCGUUCUAUAUCAUCUUUAAAUGAUGAUAAAACGUUAAUAGAUUUUACAGAUCGAAAAAUGACAAUAACAUCAACAACAACAACAACAUUAACACCACUAACCAAUGAAUAUAAACAAUUAAAAAAAUUAAACAAUGAUUUAACAAGAAUUACGUUCAGUUUUAUUCAAGAUUAUCUUGAAAAAUCAUCUGUACCAAAGACUGUAUUAAUUUGUUUACCGCGUGAUAUUCGUCGUAAUCAUCCAAAAAAAUGUUGGCUAUUUGAUGACUCUUAUGUAUGUAGUAUAAAUGAUUUGAAUGAUUCAAUUACUGAACAAACAUUAUUAAAUAAUAAAAAAGCAGCAAAGGAAUUUAUUUUAUCUACACAAAUACCAAUUGUUAAUGAUAAACGUCGACGACGACAUACUGAGACAAAUAUUCGACAAUCUUCUUCAAUAAAAGAUCCAUCUGAUCUUGAUUCACAAACAAGUAAAGAUGAUCUUGAUAUAAAUUCAACAAAAAUUUUGGAUUCAGAUACAAAUGAUUCAUCAAUAUUUAAUUGGAGAAGUUUAUGGAUUAAUCUUACUUGUCGAACAUUUACAAAUAAAUCGAAUAUACUUGCCUUAAUUCAUCCAGUAUCACCAGUCAUUGACAACCAGAAUGAAAGAUUAUAUUGGUUUGAGGCUAUCAAGUUGAGUGAUACAUGGUCCGAUAAAGAUACAACAACAUUACCAUCGUCAUUUGAUUAUAACGAACAAGCAAGUUCGAGAUUAAUAAAUGAUAAUGUAUUAAAUAGAGAAAUUUAUUCACUAGUUGCAAAUGACGAUCAAAAAGACGCAGCACAAAUAUUAAAUCAAUGUCACGAUGGAGAAGGAAAAAAUAUUCAACGUAUCCCACCGGAAGUACUUGGCACACUACUAGAUGGAACAUUAACAAAAUUAAUAAGUAGAAUUGGUAUUGUUUACAUUGAUCAUGGACAGAAAAUGACCGAAGGAUCAAUAUUAUCUACUUUGAAAGGAUCAGAACGUUAUUAUAAAUUUUUAAAUUCAAUAGCUGAUCUAUUAACAUCUGAAAAACUUAAAGAAAAAAAUUUUCAUUAUCCACUUGGAUGUGAUCGUGGAGAAUGUACUUAUUUUUGGCAAAAAUCUUUAUAUCAAGUAUUAUUUGAUGUUUCAACGAUAAUGCCAAAUCUAUCUGAUGAUCAUAUCAAUAAGAAACGAACACUUGGAAAUGAUGUUGUGCUUAUUGUCUACAACGAUAGUGCUACACCUUAUGAAAUGAAAACAAUUUCGGCUGGUGUUUGCGUUUAUUGUCUUGAAUUAAGUCCAAUACCUGAUACGUUUUAUACUCGUGUAACAUUGAAAAAACGAGGCGAAGUUUUACAAGAAAACGAAUCAUCCCAAAAAAAAGUACCAUUGACACGAUUAACCAAUAUUGAUCAUAUUAUAAUGGAUGAAAAUUUAUCGUCGUACGUCCGCUUACUAGCUAUUUGUGUUGAACAAUAUGGUAAAUUAGAGAAUUUAAAAACACGAUCACCACCGACAUAUUCCAUAUCUACUUGGCAAGCUCGUUAUAAUUAUUUUCAAAAUAUCUAUGCCAAAUCUCAACUAUUUUCAAAUCGUUAA